This is a messenger RNA of Trichomycterus rosablanca, 834 nucleotides long. RefSeq names its product prostaglandin E2 receptor EP3 subtype-like. Gene Ontology annotation, biological process: adenylate cyclase-activating G protein-coupled receptor signaling pathway; positive regulation of cytosolic calcium ion concentration; inflammatory response. Lineage: Eukaryota; Metazoa; Chordata; Actinopteri; Siluriformes; Trichomycteridae. Gene Ontology annotation, cellular component: plasma membrane. Gene Ontology annotation, molecular function: prostaglandin E receptor activity. The transcript is spliced from 3 exons. The record is from RefSeq and is a predicted model, not a curated record.
AUGUUCUCCUGUGUCUGGGUUUCCUAUGAUUCGGUGUCCGUCGCUUUUCCCAUCACCAUGAUGAUUACAGGGAUGGUGGGAAAUUCCCUUGCAAUUAUACUAGUUUAUAUUUCUUAUCGAAAAAAGGAGAACAAAAGGAAGCAAUCGUUUUUGCUGUGCAUUGGAUCUUUAGCGCUGACUGACCUGUUCGGACAACUGCUCACUAGUCCUAUAGUGAUUUCUGUAUACAGAGCAGAGCUGAGCUGGGAGCGCGUCGAUGCGUCCGGGACCUUGUGCGCGUUUUUUGGAGUUUGCAUGACCACUUUUGGUCUGUGUUCGCUGUUUUUAGCCAGUGCCAUGGCCAUCGAAAGGAGUCUGGCUAUUACUGCUCCGCACUGGUACUCCAACAAUAUGAAAACUAGUGUGACCAAGCAGUUGCUGCUCACCAUCUGGGUUGUGGUGCUAUUCUUCGCCUUGUUGCCUGUUGUCGGGGUUGGGAAAUACACUUUGCAGUGGCCCGGUACCUGGUGCUUUAUCAGUACAGGUGACGCAGAUGUAACAGGUAACACGUUCUUCGCGACCACGUUUGCAGCUCUCGGAAUCACCUCGUUGCUGGUCACUUUCUCCUGUAAUGUGGUGACCAUCCGUGCGUUAGUGCUGCGCUGCCGGACGAAACCCAGCGCGUCUCAGUCCUCCAGGCAGUGGGAGAGACUGACCACAGAGACCGUGAUUCAGCUGAUGGGCAUCAUGUGCGUACUGCUCAUCUGCUGGUCUCCUUUAAUGGUUGGUAUUCCUACAAGUUUCACCUAGAAAGUAAACAGUUCAAAUUGUUUUUCUCAGGACACUUGGCUGUAA